AUGAUUGAAUCUGGAAGUACUCGAGAUUACCAGGAACAGCCGUGGACGAUUGUAACUGGUGGUGACAUCGAUAUCCGCCAUGCAAGUUUCUCCUCGAAGAUUUCUCACGUAGAAACAACUGCCUCAAGCGAUGGAGGUUGGAAUGGUAAUGUCACCACAAGGCAUGGUAAUGUGUCGAGAAGUUCGAAUGAGCUCGGGGAUUCUAGAAACUCAAUGGACGAACCGCGUUCCAUACAGGAAGCUUCGAUUCGGAUGAUCCUUCUGGGUGCGUCUGUGUCGAUUUUCGAUGACAACUUCUCAAAUGACAAAGGGGUAAUGCGUGUGAAGCCCACGGAUGACUAUUUGCUACAAAUCGAACCCGCCAGCUCGCGUCAUCCGGGCUGGGUAAUUACGAGGAAAUACGCUGAUUUCGAAGUUCUCCAUGAAGUUUUACGACGCAUUUCGGUUGUUUCAGGGGUAUCUGAUUUUGUAGAACAACACAGAGAACUGCCAACCUGGAAAGGUCAGUACCAGUCAGACCUACGGCAAAGCCUUGAGCGCUACCUUCAGCAUGCCCUACGCUUCGAGCGGCUCGCUGGAUGCGAGGCUAUGAAAAGGUUUUUAGAAAAAGAGCGAAGUGUUGCGACAUCGUCCCCGAAUGGGAUCGGGAAGAGCGGAUUUUCAUUUCCGAGCCAGGCGGUGUUUGAAAAUAUGGGCAAGGGGGUACUGGAAGUCCUAAGCAGUGCUCCUAAAGGGGUAGCAGGGGGUGGUAAGGCUGUCCUUGAAGGUGUCACUGGAGUGUUUGGAGCGGGCAGUAGUGUUAAGAAACGUUCGGUUGACUUUGCCCUCAGGGACAAGGUAGACCCGAAGUUGAGAAUGCCCCCUAACGGGUUCUUCAAUAAUAAAGUUGCAAUCAGUCAGAACAGUGAUGGGACGGCAGAGACGGCUUCCCCUUCGCGUCCAGACACGGAGCACUAUAUUCCUCUUGGCUCUGGCUCGAUUGAAAAUGCGUUCGAAAAACCUCUAACUUAUGUUACACACGAGGAUGCGGAGGGAAACGAAGAGGAGCAAUCGGUCUUCAAGAGACCAGUCGCGGAUCGGUUAUCUCCUUCUCUUUCUCCUGAACACGUGGGCCAGAACCAAGAGAACGGACCCGUCACUAGUAAAAACCGCCUGCAAGAAGUCGAGCCCGUAUCAACCGGUCUAGCCGGUCAAGUAACAGGCUUUAACGGCAAUACGGCUGUCCAGCCUGAAUCAGACUUCGAAUCUUUGAACUCUCACCUUAACCCUUACUCAACCGAAGUGAGGGUUAUGCCUCUCUCCGAGGAAGAGACUGGUGUCGCAGUUGAACUACUAUUUGCUGUCAUUAACGAACUAUAUGCCUUGUCCUCUGCCUGGGGAAUUAGAAAAAAACUGUUGAAUGCAGCGAGAUCGUUUUUGCUCCGACCUGGGAAUCCAAAUAUUGAAGGUAUUCGUCUCCUGAUGCAGCAAUCAAUUAUUGAAUCCAAUGCCUCUGAUGAUGCCCUUGCGACGUACAUCACUGCCCUACGUCAAAAUGCACUGCCAACUGAAGAUGAACUCAAAUCGAUCCCCCCUCCCUUGACUGAUGAUGAACAGAUGGAGCUUCGGAUCAAGGCUCGAAAGUUGCUAGUGACAUGA
Messenger RNA from Histoplasma mississippiense, 1638 nucleotides. RefSeq lists its product with no specific name. Gene Ontology annotation, molecular function: phosphatidylinositol binding. The record is from RefSeq and is a predicted model, not a curated record. Gene Ontology annotation, cellular component: intracellular membrane-bounded organelle. Bases 1 to 1638 code for a protein of 545 amino acids. Lineage: Eukaryota; Fungi; Ascomycota; Eurotiomycetes; Onygenales; Ajellomycetaceae. The transcript is spliced from 2 exons.